AUGGGCACGGCCUCGUCGCUCGUGAGCCCCGCGGGGGAGGUGAUUGAGGACACGUACGGGGCCGGCGGCGGCGAGGCCUGCGAGAUCCCCGUGGAGGUGAAGCCCAAGGCGCGGCUGCUGCGCGGCUCGCUGCGGCGGGGCGCGGCGGGGCCGGCGGCGGGCGCGGCCGGGCUGCCGGGCGCCAGCUUCCGGUCCACCGGCUCGUCGGUGCCCGAGCUGGAGUGCGCGGCGGCCGAGCUCGAGCGGCUUCGGAAGGAGUACGAGAUCUUCCGGGUCAGCAAGGGCCAGGAGGUGCUGUCGCUGGGCCGCCGGGAGGCGCAGCUCGACUCCGAGAACCGGCGGCUGCGUGCCGAGCUGCAGGCACUUCAGAAAACCUAUCAGAAGAUUCUCCGAGAGAAAGAAAGCGCUCUAGAAGCAAAAUACCAAGCAAUGGAGAGAGCGGCUACGUUUGAACAGGACCGGGAUAAAGUGAAAAGGCAGUUCAAGAUUUUCAGGGAGACGAAAGAGAAUGAGAUUCAGGACUUACUGCGAGCCAAGCGCGAGCUGGAGAGCAAACUUCAGAGGCUCCAGGCUCAGGGCAUCCAAGUGUUCGACCCCGGGGAGUCUGAUUCAGACGACAACUGCACGGAUGUCACUGCUGCUGGUACCCAGUGUGAAGACUGGGCGGGUGGAGCCCUGGGCAGCGAGCCCUCCCUGGGGAGCAUGGUCCAGCUCCAGCAGUCCUUCCGAGGGCCUGAGUUUGCACACAGUUCCAUCGACGUGGAGGGCCCCUUCGCCAACAUCAACAGAGACGACUGGGACGCUGCGGUGGCGGGUUUGUUGCAGGUGACUCCCUUGCUCUUGAACUGUCUGUGGAGUAACUCUGUCAGGUGCUACCUCCUCUACACAGAUGAGACGCAGCCGGAAGUGGAUCUUUUCCUUCAGGACUAUGCCCCUAAACUCAAAAGAAUGUGCGAGACCCUGGGGUAUUUCUUCCAUGUGAUUUAUUUUCCAAUUGAUGUUGAAAAUCAGUACCUCACCCUAAGAAAAUGGGAGCUUGAGAAGAGUUCUGUAGUUAUUUUGUUUGUCCAUUCAACAUUGCCAAGCUUUUUAUGGGAAGACUGUGAAGAGGCUUUUCUGAAAAACACAGAAGGGAAACCACGAUUGAUUUAUCAUCUCUUGGAAGAUGGGAAAGUCACUUCUGACUCUGUCCAGCAGUUGAUCGAGCAGGUUUCUAACUUAAACAACACCAGCAAAGCCAAGAUCAUUGGCCACUCAGGAGACCCCGCAGAGGGAGUAUACAAAGUGUACAUCUGUGUGGAGAAGAUCAUCAAGCAGGACAUACUGGGCUUUGAAAACACAGACUUAGAAACCACCGAGCUGGGCAGUGAAGAUUCCAUGGUGGACGAAGAUGACCUGGGGGAUGUCCUCUGGGACAUUCACGACGAACAGGAGCAGAUGGAAAUGUUUCAGCAGGCCUCUAGCUCAGCCCAGGAGCUGGGAUUCGAGAAAUAUUACCAACGCCUGAAUGAUCUGGUAGCGGCCCCAGCCCCGAUUCCACCGCUGCUGGUGUCCGGAGGACCCGGUUCUGGCAAGUCCCUUCUUUUAUCCAAGUGGAUUCAGCUGCAACAGAGCACGGCCCCCGGCACCCUGAUCCUCUCCCACUUUGUGGGCAGACCCAAGUCCAGCAGCGCGGAGGCCACCUCCAUCAUCAAGAGGCUGAUGCUCAAGCUGAUGCAGCACUCCUGGGCAGUAUCUGCACCAACCCUGGACCCUGCGAAGCUUCUGGAAGAAUUCCCACGUUGGCUAGAAAAGCUGUCAGCGCGCCAUCAGGGCAGCAUCCUCAUCGUCAUCGAUUCCAUCGAUCAGGUGCAGCAAGUAGACAAGCACAUGAGCUGGCUGAUCGAUCCACUGCCGGUGAAUGUCAGAGUCGUGGUUUCCGUGAAUGUGGAAACAUGCCCUGCAGCCUGGAGGUUGUGGCCUACGCUUCAUCUUGACCCCUUAAAUCCAAAAGAUGCAAAACGUAUAAUAGUGGCCGAAUGUCAAUCUGUGGACAUCAUGCUGUGCAAAGAACAGGAGCAGCAGCUGGAGAGGCACUGUCGCUCGGCUACCACCUGUAAUCCCCUGCACGUCACUCUUCUUGGCAAAAUGAUGGCUCGUGCGGGGAGAGCGGGCAGCCUGGAUGCGGUGCUCUGCCAGUGUCUGCAGUGUGAAGACACCGUGUCCUUAUACAGGCUCAUCCUGCGCUCCGUCCACGACUCCUUGCCAGAAGAGGGCCACAGAGAGCUGAUGAGACAGAUCCUCUGCCUGGUCAGUAUUAGCCACAAUGGCCUGAGCGAGUCGGAGCUAAUGGAGCUCUAUCCCGAGAUGACCUGGGCUGGGCUGACCUCCCUCAUCCACAGCCUUCACCAGCUGUGUCUGUUGACAUACGGCUGUGGGCUACUCAGAUUUCAGCAUCUGCAGGCCUGGGAAACAGUGCGGCUGGAGUACAUGGAUGGGCCCCAGGCCAUCUCUUCCUACCGGCAAAAGCUGAUUAGCUACUUCACCCUGCAGCUAAGUCAGGACCGGGUGACCUGGCGGGGUGCAGAUGAGCUGCCCUGGCUUCUCCAGCAGCAAGGAAGCGGCCAUGAGCUGCAGGAUUGCCUGCGGAACCUCCCCUUGGCUCAGAGCCUUUACAGACGAGGACACCUGGCUGAGCUACUCAGCUACUGGCAGUGUGUGGGCAAAGACAAAAGCUCCAUGGCUGCAGAGUACUUCGACGCCCUGAAGCAGUAUGAGAAGACCUGCGCCGGCGGCGACGGCCUGAUCUGCCUGGCUGAUCUCUACGAGACGCUGGGCCGCUUUCUCAAGGAUCUGGGCCUCCUCAGCCAGGCCGUGGUACCUCUGCAGCGGUCCCUAGAAAUCCGAGAGACAGCUUUGGAUCCAGACCACCCGAGAGUAGCCCAGUCUCUGCGCCAGCUGGCGAGCGUGUACGUGCAGUGGAAGAAGUUCGGGAACGCGGAGCAGCUGUACACACAGGCGCUGGAGAUCUCCGAGAACGCCUAUGGUGCCGGCCACCCACACACCGCCCGGGAGCUGGACGCGCUCGCAGCCCUGUGCCAGAAACAGAACAAAUACGAACAAGCCGAGCAUUUCAGGAAAAAGUCCUCUAAAAUACGCCAGAAAGCUACAAGGAGGAAAAGCAACUUGCGUGCAUUUGCCCUCUUGCGGCGACGGGCCUUGCAGUUAGAAGAGCUCACUCUGGGCAAGGACACGCCCGACAGUGCCCGCACCCUCAAUGAGCUGGGCGUCCUCUACUAUCUGCAGAACAACCUGGGCACAGCUGAGCAGUUUCUGAGGCGCUCCUUAGAAAUGAGGGAACGUGUCCUAGGGCCCGAGCACCCCGACUGUGCCCAGUCACUCAACAACCUGGCAGCGAUCUGCAAUGAAAAGAAGCAGUACGACAAGGCAGCAGAGCUGUACGAGAGGGCACUGGAGCUGCGGCGGCGUGCGCUCGCUCCUGACCACCCGUCUCUGGCCUACACAGCAAAGCAUCUAGCAAUCUUGUAUAAGAAAAUGGGAAAACUUAACAAAGCCGUCCCUCUGUAUGAACUGGCCGUCGAAAUUCGUCAGAAAUCCUUUGGCUCAAAGCAUCCUAGCGUAGCCACUGCCUUGGUGAACUUAGCAGUGCUUUAUAGCCAGAUGAAAAAGCACACAGAGGCCUUGCCCUUAUAUGAACAAGCCUUGAAGAUCUAUGAAGCCAGCCUGGGGCGGAUGCAUCCUCGAGUCGGAGAAACUCUAAAAAACCUAGCUGUGCUCAGUUACGAGGAAGGAGAUUUUGAAAAAGCUGCAGAACUGUACAAAAGAGCAAUGGAAAUCAAAGAGUCAGAAACAUCGCUGUUGGGUGGAAAAGCUCCUUCGAGACACUCAUCAAGUGGAGACACAGCCAGUCUAAAAACCACGCACUCGGCUGGGCAAGGUGGCUCACGCCUGUAAUCCCAGCCGCCCUGGAGGCUGAGGUGGAGAGGAUCAAGACUCAAGGUGUGUGAACAAAGAAGUCCCAGUGAGCUCAUCACAACCAAAGAAAAGCCAGGCACUGUGGUGCUACGUCGCCAAAGGAACCAUAAAUAGGAGGACUGCAGUCUGGGCCGGCCCAGAUAAAAAGUGAGACCCUACUUGAAAAACAAUGAAAGCAGAAAGUGCUGGAGCACGGGACUGUGGUCGGGGGCGAGGCCCUGAGUUCAGACCCCACUGCUGCCCACCCCACUUCAAAAAAAAAAAAAAACUUCAUUUUCCUGCUUUCCCUCCUCAAGGACAAAGGGAAUAGUAGAAACUACAAAGCUGAGCAACUGGGCAAAAUAAGCAUUUGGAUUUUAAGCCUUCCUGUUUUGAUUUUUACCAAGUAUGAUUUAAAGGCCAUUCAGACGGAGUUGGUACCAGACUACACUGUGUCAGAUGGGGUGCACUAACGGCAUUACCAGAGUCUGCCGGUGCGUUAGUGUGAGCCAAGCCGGGGAGUGUUGUCUGUCUGUCUGUCUGGGAAGAGCAGGCACAGCGAGCGCACAGGGCUCGAGGACUUGUCUUUUCCUCUCGGGACCAACGCAGCCUCUCCAGCCAUGCCCCACCUUUGCGUCCCCAGGGCAGUUGUAUACCAGGUCUCUACCUCAUCAUGUGAAAGUGUCCGGGACUAACGGCAUGCUGUCCAGAAGUGGUUGGGAUUGAUCUCCAGUGGAACAGGAAGUCCUCACUGCGACACUGUGCUUUUAUUAUUACUUGAGCUUUUCCCUCGGUGAGUCGCGGUGCCGGGCUUUGUGCGCGUGUCUCUGUGCUCUGUGGGAAGCGACAGCAGCCACGCGCCAGGCUCCGUGUUCUCCACCAUCCUCCCAAGUGGCCUUCACCCAGCGGCGUCACCGCUCACCACCAACUCAAAGCAGUCUGCCCUUUUGAUGCCAAACACUCAGUAUCUUUAUAGACUUGAUGAAUACCGUUUGGGGUAUUGCUGGCUUUGUCAUCCUUUGUGCAUCUAUACAAAGUCAUCCAUUUUAAUACUGAGUCUACUAAAGGUGUGAAAGGUGUAAAAAACAAAAACCACCACCCCAUACUUCACGGCUAGAACACCAAAGUGCAAACUGAUUCAAGUUCUCUUUCCUUUCCCUAUAAACAAGAGGAUUGCCUUCUGCAUAAUGACUGGAGGAAGACGCUGCUGAGCGUUUUUCUUGAAGACUGGAACGCCGUGGGUGCUCGUGCAGUGUCUGUCUCUCAGUGCUUGGCCCCGAGGCCCCGCUCCUCCGGCUGGGCUAGGAACACAUGUAGCAAGUUCUCAGGCCUGGGACAUCCCAAGUGAGAAUCUGCGCUUCAGCCAGGCCGCUCGGGAACACUCAUGGGCCCAUGCUUCAGUCACUGACAUGUUACAAGAAACGGGGUGCUGGGUGCCCAUGGCUCAUGCCUGUCAUCCUAGCUACUCAGGAGGCUGAGAUCUGAGGAUCACAGU
Dipodomys spectabilis (banner-tailed kangaroo rat) is the source of this 5449-nucleotide messenger RNA. RefSeq names its product nephrocystin 3 (gene Nphp3). NCBI's taxonomy places the organism in Eukaryota, Metazoa, Chordata, Mammalia, Rodentia, Heteromyidae. The coding region runs from base 1 to 3954 and encodes 1317 amino acids. The transcript is spliced from 27 exons. The record is from RefSeq and is a predicted model, not a curated record. Gene Ontology annotation, molecular function: protein binding. Gene Ontology annotation, biological process: determination of left/right symmetry; convergent extension; kidney development.